Aspergillus fischeri NRRL 181 is the source of this 945-nucleotide messenger RNA. RefSeq lists its product as uncharacterized. Gene Ontology annotation, molecular function: ubiquitin protein ligase activity. The record is from RefSeq and is a predicted model, not a curated record. The transcript has a single exon. NCBI's taxonomy places the organism in Eukaryota, Fungi, Ascomycota, Eurotiomycetes, Eurotiales, Aspergillaceae. Bases 1 to 945 code for a protein of 314 amino acids.
AUGUCCUACCCCGAUCUAUCUACCAUUCUCGAAGUCUACCCCGAAUGCGAGACCACCUGCUACGGGUACGCCCCAUCGCAACGGCGCCGCUGCAGAAUGCGAACAAGAAAAGACAACCGAGACAGGGCUUCGUACAUCCUCAAAGAGGGCACCAGAUUCCUCCAGCACGGCCUACCCGUCGACGGUCUGCUCAUCGAGCUGGCCCCGCUAGUUCUCUGCACACGCUUCCACCAAUACCAGGCAGACGACUUGGUCCGCGACUGGCGGGCUAAGCUGCGGGCGUUCCAGCAGCAGACUCUUCUGACUGCUAUGUUGAAAUCGCUCCAAGAGCUUGUGGACAGUCGGGCGCGUUCGCUUGCUGCUGGGUCGGCGGGUCAGCGUUUGUCAGAAAGGGCUUUGAGUCCGACACGGUUGGAGAGGUCGGCUGCUAUUGUAACGGAGGAAGAACCGGCCGCUAUUGACAGAGAGGAAGAGGAGGAAGAAAGAGAAGAUAGGGAGGACGUGCCUGAACCCGAACCCGAACCAGAACUUUCUCCUAGCCGGACAUCUACUGAGGCUUCGUCGCCAGCCGUUGAGUCUCAUGUAGCGGAGCCAACCAUCCCUCAGAGUGAGCCCAGAAGAACCACUCGCAAACCAAUUGAAGGAGACUGUGAUAUCUGCCUGUGUCCUCUACGAGGACAAGACAGUGAUAAAGACGGCGAGCGAUCAGAAGACAGCGACGACGAAAAUGAUAAUGUUGUGCCCGACACAGCGUCCGACAAUGAACACGAUGAAAACGCAGAAGACAAUCUUGACGACCUUGUAUAUUGCAAAAAUCAGUGCGGUACGAACUACCACAAAGCCUGCAUCGACGUGUGGCUUGCAACUCAGCGUACAUUUCGAACCCCGCGUGGGGAUCCUAUCGGCCUGUCCUGCCCGAACUGUCGAGCAGCGUGGUCAUCCUGA